Molecule: messenger RNA, 537 nt
Organism: Penicillium concentricum
Lineage: Eukaryota; Fungi; Ascomycota; Eurotiomycetes; Eurotiales; Aspergillaceae
Exons: 2
Coding region: 1-537 (178 amino acids)
Source: RefSeq, a predicted model, not a curated record
AUGUUCGCCUGCUUCUUGUUGGGCAGUGCUGUGGCCUAUACCCUAGUCAUGGUUAUUUAUCGUCUUCAUUUCCACAAACUCAGUAGGUUCCCAGGGCCUCGCCUUGCUGCUGCAACAGGUUUGUAUGAGAUUUACUUUUCCGCCUGGGGUCCGGGCAUUUUCGAGUAUGAGAUUGAAAAUAUGCACCGAAAGUUUGGUCUCGUCGUUCGUAUUACUCCCGAUGAGGUCCACAUCCAAGAGCCGUUCGGGACUUUUAGGUAUUCGGACGGCGGGGUCAAAGGUACUCGGGAACUGGAAUCUGGCCAUUAUCGACCAGGACGCAACACCCAUAGUUUCCAGUACAAGAGACCAUCAAUCUCUCGAGUACGAUCGAUGCUCCGAGUGGAAGUCAAUCAUAUUAUCAACAGCUUGAUUGAGAAGCAUCAAGUGCAUAGAAUGUUUAGCUCAAGGCCUCGGUUUUUUCUUGUCUCCCCUUGGAGUGAGAAAAAGGUUCAGCCCCUCGGAGAAAGCGUUGAAGACGGAGAUGCUCGUUCUUAG